This is a messenger RNA of Pochonia chlamydosporia 170, 1203 nucleotides long. RefSeq lists its product as hypothetical. The coding region runs from base 1 to 1203 and encodes 400 amino acids. The record is from RefSeq and is a predicted model, not a curated record. Lineage: Eukaryota; Fungi; Ascomycota; Sordariomycetes; Hypocreales; Clavicipitaceae. The transcript is spliced from 2 exons.
AUGGCUCCAGGAAGUGCUGUUGGCAUCAACUACCAAGAUCAGGUUAUAAAUAACUGCCGCUUCUAUCUCGGCACCACCAAUCUGUACAUUGUCACCGCUCUAAGUGACGAUGGCAUGUCUCACCCUCACCCCUGGGCAGCCUACGUCCUAAAAACCGACUUUGACAAGCAAACCUGCGUGCUGUCUGCCGUCGGAAACACCAAGCAAGAGGCCUUCACAAAACUCCAUGAUGCGUCUGCCCGCCAAGUCCAGAGCUACAUCCACGCGAAUGGCUUCCAAAGCGUGCGUCACGACAACAAGACCGAGCGAAAGCACGACAAGGUCAUCAUGCCAGAUCCGCCGGAGUCGUCUUCAGAGAGUGACGACGAGGACAACAUGUCUGACGCUUCGACGGCGUCCACGCACAGCCGCUCGUCGUCUGCGUUUGGAAGGCCGGUGACAAUGCCGAUCCUGACGCCGCCUACGCCCGUGACGAUGGACUCGUCGAGGAUUCCGUGUCCGUCCCCGGCGAGAAUCGUUACGCACAAGUGCUCCGUGCCCCUGAUGAGUAUGAACACGAACAUGAACAGCUUGAACAACCUGAACAACCUGAACAACCACAGCUUGAACAACAUCAACAUGAAUCCCCUGCCGUUGCCGACGCAGCAAAAGGUCGCACCGGUGCCACCACCUCCAGGAUGGUCUAUUCGACGCAACUUGGCGAUACCGGCGCGUCCUUGUCACGGCAAUGCAACUAAUGUUCCUCCGCCACCACCACCGCCGCCACCUCCUGCAGUUCGGAUGGCCCAGCCUGCUUCUGCUUCUGCUUCUGCUGCUACGACGCACAUAGUGCCGAUACCACCGCCGGCUGCGUAUCCGUAUCCUCCUGCAAAUAGUGGCCUCAUGCGACCUGUAAUCUUUACGCUUCGGUCCUCCGUGUACGGCGAGCUCAUGGCGUUGGACAAGUGUACCUUGGACUAUGGGCUGGUUCUUGUGCGAGUCUGUGAUAUUCUGAUGGAGAGGUUUCAGGACUUUUCGAACGCUCCCGUCGUGGUGCCUUCUAGGCAUAAGAUCCGCAGGAUGAGUCUGCAGAUUGAGAGUGUGACGGUGAAUGGGGAGAAGUAUGUCAUUGGGAAGAGUACGAGGGAUCUGUCGGCACUGCCGUUGGGUCCGGCGAGUAAGACUGUGGGUGUUGUGGUUUCGGUUGAGAAGGGGGAUAGCUGA